AUGAAUGUAUCAUUAUCAUCACUUGAACGUCUUUUACAUCGUUAUACAAUUGAACCAACAACAAAACCAUUUGAUGUUCGAUCUGUACCUGUUGAAGCAGUUCCAGUUGAACAACCUAAAGAUAUUAGUAUUGGGGUUGGUCUUCCACGUCCAGGAAUUGAAUCGAAAACAAAUCGAGAAGAUACUUAUGAUGAACAAUUAUCUGCUAUACCAGAAUUUGCUCAUUUGGGUCCAAUAUUCAAAUCAUCAUUACCAGUUGAUUUAACUGAAAGUGAAGUUGAAUAUGUUGUACGAUGCAUAAAAAAUAUUUUUAGUCAUUAUAUUGUUUUUCAACUUGAAGAUAUUGAAAUAACAGUUAGUGAUCAUGUACAAAAAGUACUUAAACCAAAUUGGUAUUAUAAAAUUAUUAUAUUUUAUUUUUCAUUUCAUCUUAUGUUUAUUAUAGAAUGUCUGAAGAAAAUAAUAAAUUAUAUGGGAAUGCAAGCUUGUGAACGAUCAGACAAAAUUCUAGAAGGCAAAGCAUCACAUGCACUUUAUUUAGCGGGUGUCUAUCGUGGUGGAUAUGAUGUACUUGUUCGAACAAAAAUGGCAUUAGGUGGUACAACAGUAUAA
Rotaria sp. Silwood1 is the source of this 612-nucleotide messenger RNA. NCBI's taxonomy places the organism in Eukaryota, Metazoa, Rotifera, Eurotatoria, Philodinida, Philodinidae. The record is from the annotation of a GenBank genome assembly.